UCUGGCAAGUUGGGAUCUGGUAAUUUCUGUGACGUUUUCAAAGGAAAGGUAAUGAUUGACCGAAACGAUGUUGAUGUUGCCAUUAAGAUCUGUCAUCCACCAACUGAGAAGAUAUCUCCAGAAUCGUUGUUAGAGGCAAGGACAAGCAUGAUUAAAGAGGCAAAACUAAUGGCAGAAUAUAGGGAUCCUAAUGUUAUUAAGUUUUAUGGAGUCGCUUGUGAUCGACCACCACUAAUGAUUUUGAUGGAGCUAUGUGCAGGGGGAAGCCUAGACAAUCAUUUACGAAAAAGAGGAAAAGCGAUCAGUGCCACAGAGAAGAUUAUUUAUCUAUACGAGAUUUCAUGUGGUAUGCGGUAUCUACAUACAAUGAACUGUGUUCACCGCGAUCUUGCAGCGAGAAAUUGUCUUAUUUCCAGUAACGGUAUUGUCAAAGUAGCCGACUUCGGAUUAAGCGUUAUUUUAGAACACGGAAAGACAAUGUGUCGAACAAUUAUCAAAGAAGCGCCCAUACGAUGGUUUGCACCAGAGUGCUGCUAUAAAACGCCUUCUUUUUCAAAGAAGACCGAUGUCUGGGCAUUUGGCACAGUUAUCUUUGAGAUAUUUACAAAUGGUAGCAAGCCCUUCAUUGGAGUUAAAGACCUAGAAAUAGUCAGAGCCAUAAGAAAAGCUGAUAUGCCCGAUCCACCACAAGAAACACCGAAAGAGAUUGCUAGCCUUCUCAAACAGAUCUGGUAUCAUUGUCUUUUACUCUUUUCACAACUAGCUAAACUCGAAAAGUCAAGAUAUGGACAACGUGAUUUAACAUCAGAUGGAGAAACAGGUUUUUAA
Messenger RNA from Strongylus vulgaris, 828 nucleotides. Lineage: Eukaryota; Metazoa; Nematoda; Chromadorea; Rhabditida; Strongylidae. The record is from the annotation of a GenBank genome assembly.